This is a messenger RNA of Prunus armeniaca (apricot), 2508 nucleotides long. The record is from the annotation of a GenBank genome assembly. Lineage: Eukaryota; Viridiplantae; Streptophyta; Magnoliopsida; Rosales; Rosaceae.
AUGGAGAAGAUCUGCGUGGCGGUUCGAGUGAGACCUCCUGUAUCUCAAGAUGUCUCCAAUGGAGGAACUUUCUGGAAGGUCGACGACAACCGCAUCUCUCUUCACAAGCCUCAUGGCACCCCCAUAUCCGGAGUCUCUUACGCUUUUGAUCAUGUGUUCGAUGAAGGCUGUACGAAUUCUAGGGUUUACGAGCUUCUUACCAAGGACAUUAUUCAUGCUGCAGUCGAAGGAUUCAAUGGAACUGCAUUCGCGUAUGGGCAGACCAGCAGUGGCAAGACUUUCACCAUGAAUGGUUCUGAAAAAGACCCAGGAAUAAUUCAUCGAGCAGUUAGAGAUGUAUUUGACAGAAUCCAGAUGACUUCACACCGCGAGUUUCUGAUUCGAGUUUCCUAUAUGGAAAUCUAUAACGAGGAAAUUAACGACCUUUUUGCAGUAGAGAACCAGAAAUUGCAGAUUCAUGAGAGUUUGGAGCGUGGUAUAUUUGUUGCUGGCCUCAGGGAGGAAAUUGUUAGUAAUGCUGAACAGGUUUUAAAGCUCAUUGAGUCUGGAGAAGUUAAUAGGCACUUUGGAGAAACAAAUAUGAAUGCUCGGAGUAGUAGAUCUCACACUAUAUUCAGAAUGGUAAUUGAAAGCAACGCAAAGGACACUAGUUCAAGUAUUGAUGCAAUUCGUGUGUCUGUCUUGAAUUUGGUAGAUUUAGCCGGGUCUGAACGCAUUGCUAAAACUGGAGCUGGCGGAGUACGUCUUAAAGAAGGAAAGUACAUAAACAAGAGCUUGAUGAUUCUUGGUAAUGUAAUUAACAAACUUAGUGAUGGUGCAAAAAACAGGGGUCAUAUUCCUUAUCGCGAUAGUAAGCUUACCCGUAUACUUCAACCUGCCCUUGGUGGCAAUGCCAAAACUUCAAUUAUAUGUACUAUAGCACCAGAAGAGGUACACAUUGAGGAAACAAAGGGAACCCUUCAAUUUGCUAGCAGAGCUAAGCGCAUCACUAAUUGUGCUCAAGUGAAUGAGAUUUUGACAGACGCAGCCUUACUGAAGCGGCAAAAACAAGAGAUAGAAGAGCUUCGUAAGAAACUUCAGGGAUCCCAUGCCGGGGUGCUGGAGCAAGAGGUAUUAAAAUUGCGAAACGACUUGCUUCAGUAUGAACUAGAGCGGGAGAAGCUGGAAAUGGAACUGGAAGAGCAGAGGAAAUCACAUAAACAACGCGAACAAUGCAUCAGGGAUCAGCAGAUCCAAAUUGACAAUCUCGGUAGUCUUUCUACUACUUCAGACCUCGACAGAAGUUCUAGUCAGGCACAAGAUUCUGGUAGACAAAGCCUUAAGGAAGAUGGUGAUGACAGCUAUAGUAAAUCUCAAGGAGAUCUCUUUAGGACCCCCUCUUUGAAGGCAGUUCCCCAUUCCUUUGUUGUCAAGCGAUCAAAUUAUUCACCAGUGCCUGGUUUUAGCCCUCUUCCAGAUUCUUUUAGCAACGUGGUUGAUGAAGACACGUGGUUUAAAAUGAACAAAGGUUUCGUGGCUGACCUUGAUUCCCUUCAAAUGACUCCUUCAAGAACAGUUCAAUCCUUUCCGCCAUGUGAUGAAACUGCUGGUUCAAAGGAGAAUUACAAGCAGGAGGUCCAGAAUUUGAAGAGACAACUAGAACUUUCCAUUGAAGAGAGAGAUGAUCUUAUGAGGAAACAUGCCGAACAAGUCGUAUUGAAUGAUCGAUUAGUUUCAGAGAUAUCUGAACUCCAAAAUGAAGCACAGCUAAUUCGAGAAAUCCCUCAAAGGCUUUCUGAAUGUGCGGCAACUUGCAAAGAUAUUUAUGUUGAUGUUUUAUCAAAGACUCAGAGCUUUAUAUCCGAUGAGAAAACUUCUGCGGCAAAAUUGGUCUCAAGCAUAAGUGAAAUUGGCACAAGCCUUUUUACGACUCUAGAAACCCAUUUCUCAGUGGCAUUUGGUGAAGGCCAAAGAUCAUUUUCCGAGACUAGUUCUCUGAUCCAAGAACAGCGAGAAGUGCUCUCUGAGAGGUUGAACAACACAAUUAAAUUAUUGGUAUCAUCAGAAAGACCAAGCAUUGAAAAUGAACAAGGCUGUGCAACCGGAGGAGAAAAUGCAUGUUGGAAGGAAAAACUAAGCAAUGAACUCAUCACUGUCAAGGAAAGAUACCAUGGCCUGGAGGAGGAGUUAGAUUCCAACAACCAGCUUCUGGAGAAAUCAAAACAAAGAUAUGAUGCCUUGGAAGCUGAGUUUCAACUUUUGAAAGAAGAAAGAGAUUCUUUGCACAAAAUUGUCUCUGAAUCAUCUCAAACACUUGCUCUGGCUACUGACCAAAAGGAAAAUGUUCUCAAGGAUCUGAAUAAUGAGGUACUCAGAAGGAAAGAUCUUGAAGAGAAAAUUAAACAGUUUAGUGUCGCUUUUGGCUGUAGGAAGACAUCGCUCAUGUCUUUCCACAGUGAAUUUAAGUCUAAAAUUGAGAGUUUGAGAGCCAAAAAUUCAGCUUCAGUGCCCAAAUCUGCUGGAUGUUAA